Messenger RNA from Gambusia affinis (western mosquitofish), 2682 nucleotides. It is a transcript of the gene fam161b, whose product is annotated as FAM161 centrosomal protein B. Bases 182 to 1792 code for a protein of 536 amino acids. The record is from RefSeq and is a predicted model, not a curated record. Gene Ontology annotation, biological process: cilium organization. NCBI's taxonomy places the organism in Eukaryota, Metazoa, Chordata, Actinopteri, Cyprinodontiformes, Poeciliidae. Gene Ontology annotation, cellular component: cilium. The transcript is spliced from 9 exons.
CGCCGCGUGCUGGACUUUUUCAUAGUCCUGUAUAUUGUAAUAUUUUACACAUUGCCUGCUUAUCUUCUUGUUUUGUUAGUCACAUGUCUCCAACGACCACACAACCUAGACAAUUAAACAAUUUCGAGCAAUCAAAACAGAAAAAAGUGACUCAGAGCAUUGCAAACAAAGAAAAAUAAAAAUGUCAGAAUGUGACACUUUGCUUAUGGAAAGACUCCGAUCAGAGCUGAUGCUCAAGGCUCACCUCAAGGCUUUGAGAACGGCCCUUCAGCUGCAGCUGCAGGAAACAAAGAGCAGACAGACAGAGGAGCUUGAUAAAAGGAUUCAUCAGAACACUUUAUUGUCAUCAGACAAAAAUCAGAAAUAUGAUGAUGAAAGAUUUGUAGAGAGGAGAUCCACCCCUGCAUCUGCUCUUAAUUCAGACAAAAAGGCUUUCCAGUAUCUCAAACAAAAACCUGAUAUGUUUUCUCUAUCCCUGGUACCUUCAACAAACUCAAAGCACUGUUCUGUUAGUGCGCAGCAGUGUGAAAGGUGUCCUUCAUCUAAAACAACUCUACAAAAGAAAGAAGAGGAGGAAGCGGCUGAGUGCAAGAAGAAAUUUGCCGCUGUUCCUGUGCCAGGCAAUCUUAUUCAGCCCAUCUACCAGGAGAUGAUGGAGCUUAGAGAGAAGGAGAGGAAACAGGGCCAUGAGCAGAGAAAGGAGUUCCUGCUCUCCAUUCAGAAACCUUUCAGCUUUGAGGAAAGAGACAAAAACAGAAGAGAGAAGGUCAUGGCAGUGAUAAACAGAGUCUCUGAGGAUCCAAAAAACAGUGUUCGUGUUCAGAAAACAUUCCACAGAAACCUGAAGGGUUCAAGACAGCAGAAAGAUAAGCGGGAAGUUUGCAGAAAUGUCCAGACACGAAUAGCUUCGAAACAACAGAAUCCGGCUCAGGCUGGCUGCCUGAAACUUUGUAGCGUCGAUCAUACCAGGAAAAAAAAGCUGGGUUUCUUGGAUGAGAAGCCGAGCUUCAAGCCAAAAAUCAUACCCGAGGUCCCAGAUUUUAAAAGUCUGCACAAGGCUUUGCAAAAGCAAGCACUGGAGAAAAAGCAGAGUCAAGAUGUGACCAGAUGUCAACCCUUCUUCUUGAGGACAUCAGCUCUACCUGCAAGGAAACAUAAAGAAACCCCAGAAACCUCACAGGUUUCUAAAAUGAAUAAUCUCGGUAGGAGUAAGUCACUUGGAGCCCUAACGCUGAUAUCUACAGACACUCUUCCCACAUACAUCACAGAUGCUGUGCGGCAGCGUUGUGUUGCCAUCAGAAAAUCAUUGGAAAUCAGAGAAAGUAAAAACCAAGAGAGUGCAGAGUGGUUAAAAAGCUACCAAAUGAGAUCCCAAGCAAUGAAGAAAACUGUAGUGCUUCAUGCAAAGUUGCUGGACCCCCACAGUAGCCUGAAAGAUGUGUGCAAUGGAAAUGCACAGCGCCAUAGGGAAACUGAUCUACAAAGAAUGAAAGAUUACAGGAGAGAAUUAAGAGACAUGAAGGCCCGAGUUCAUGAGAGGCCUUAUUUGUUUGAACAGGUGAAACGGAAUAAUGCAAAGACCCAUGCAGAGCAGACAUUCAGGAAAAAGCUGGAGGAAGCUGGGAUAAAAGAGCAGUUUGUUGAAGAAACUGGUGAAUCAUUCACAUUUGAUGAUACCAAUACGAGCUCUGAAAAGGAAAUUCACAGCAGGGAGGAAAAUGCAGAAGACGGGAAGAAAAUUGAAGAUGUGGAAGACAAGAGCGUGAAGUCCAAAGGGGAAGAAAUGCCAUGAUCAAAAAGGUUGAGGAAGAGCUGAGUUUUUGUGGUCUCUCCACUAGAAAACAAAACUGUUUUUAAAAAAUGAUUCAUGUCACACUGAACACCAAGGUCUUGAUUGUUUAGGAUGUACACCUAUAAAUUAUGAAAAUACGAAUCAUGCAGACUUUACACUCUCAAAAUCUUUAGAACUGAAUGGAAAUAACAUUUUAUACAAUUGUGUUUGUGCAUGAGUAAGACAUGUUGCAAACUUGACUUUUGAAGAUGUAAAAUAUAUAUGUAUCGUUUUUGUGGUUCUUUUUAGAGUUUUAGUUUGAUCAUUGAACCUAAAUUAAAUGAUUGCAUUUUCACUAAUCACUCUAUGAUGUACAUCUAAAAGUUAUUGUCAUUCACACAUCAUAAAAACUGAGGUGAACCUCACAAAACACCUCUCUGGGAGAAUUUGCAGCAAAUAGAUUUAUUUGUGACACAUCAGGCUGUCAGGAUUGGGUAGAAAAAGAGCAUCUUCCAAAGUCUCAGGGAUAGAUUUACUAUCUAGGGUAAUUUAGCAUUUGGCUGCAAAUCGUAAAUAGUGCCUGUGGGAGAGUCUUCCAAAACUGAACUGCAAGCAAAAACAUCUACAGCCCAGCUCAGUACUGAUCAAAGCCAUCUAACAGCAAGAGUAAGAAUUAGCACAAAACCGCAGAAAAGCAGACCUAUUUAGAAUCAAAAACCACCAAAUCCACCAUAGUGACUCCAAUUUGGUUUGAAAAUAACACUUAAAAUGCAGUCAUGUCACAAUAAGGAUGUACCUAACAGUAUCCUGUCCAACCCAGGAUAUCUGUAACCAAGGAUGGAGCCAAGACCACACCUUCAGAGAGCAAGACCAAGACCAAGAUUUAGGCCAAGGCCGAAUGGUUAACUACG